This is a messenger RNA of Pomacea canaliculata, 4802 nucleotides long. RefSeq names its product spermatogenesis-associated protein 7 homolog. Lineage: Eukaryota; Metazoa; Mollusca; Gastropoda; Architaenioglossa; Ampullariidae. Gene Ontology annotation, cellular component: ciliary basal body; axoneme. The record is from RefSeq and is a predicted model, not a curated record. Gene Ontology annotation, biological process: microtubule cytoskeleton organization.
ACGAGUGGUGGCGGCGCUAAUGUAGGUAGUUGUAGCAACCAUAAUGGCGACCGACGGGUUUGGACUGGCCGUGUAUAUAUAGUCUGUUCGGGAUUUAACUAAAUAAGCUACUGUGAAGACGCACGAAUGCGUUCUAUUGUCGCGCACAAUGUUGAAAACUAGGUGCCACUUCUGGAGUGAUUUGAGUAGCCAGCCUGAAAGUGAAUAAUGUGGACUUUUUAACUUGUGCAUUGCUGAGCUUUUUGCAGUUUUUAGAAAAGAAAUAUGACAGCAUCACUAAAAGGACAACUAGGGACCAAAAGCAGUGCACUUUCACCAACAUCCAGUAAAUACACUACCCAGCUUUUGGUUUUGGAUCAUAUGACAAAUCAUUACAGAAAAAUCAGCACUGCUAAGCCUGCAAUUGAUAAUGCACCUCCAAAGUCUAUGUUCUCAAGUCAAAAGAUGCGCGACAGAAAAAACAGGCGGCUUAUUGAAAAGUAUGGUUCGCGGCCCACGUCACGCAUGUCAUAUCGUCCAGAGUCAAGAGAUGAUGAUAUAUAUGAUGAGACCCAGUGGGAUGAACCAGAAGAUGAAGAGGAGCGUCAGGUUCAGGAAAUUAUGCGCACCACGCUUCGUGUGCCCAUGAAGGCUUUACCUCAGGAUAGUACAUUGGUAACAACUGGGUUACAGUCAGAAGUAGGAGGGCUAGGCACCAGAAUGAGGCCUUACUCAACCACAUUCCAAGGGAUGGCACAGGCAGUGCAGAGCACAAACUACCAACAGCGGCAGCGACCUAUGUCAUCUCGAUCCGCAACAUCCCUUGCUAGCAAUGUGUCACAUGCAUCUCGUGCUUCAAACCCUCUGAAGGUCACAUAUGAUGGAGAUGUUUUGCAUAAGCAUGCUCAUGUUUUUACAGAGCCCCAGAAACCUUUUACACCACGUACAUUAAAAAGCAACCGAGAGUCACACUUGAAAAUGAAGGGAAAUAAGUAUUACACUCCUCCAAAGACAACUAACUUACCUUAUGGAAACAAAAGAGGGGAGGACAGCCAUGAGACAGAUAGGAACAAGGACAGUGCACCUCAAGCCAAACCCAGGAAGCACAGCCGAAUCCAAGAUGGCAGAGAACUUGACUAUACAGACACACUAACAGAGUCAAUGCUGAUGGAAAUGAGUCUCCAGAGCCAUGCACCAUUGCGCAGUGAUGGUGACAGAGGAACCGUACCUCCUCUGAACAUUUCUCUGGACAAAGACCACCAGAGCUGGUUGCAGGAGCAGGCUUCAAAAGCUCAGAUCAGAGUUCGAAAUGGCAUUGUUAAAUCUGAUGCCUUUUCUGAGGACAUACAGGAACAGCCUGACAGUAGCAUUGCUUUGGGCAACACAGAUGUACUUCGCUUCACUCGAACUGGGAUGCCUACAAAGUACUUUGGUAUUAAAUCUCCAACUGGUCGUCGUCUAAGUCAGGCAGAAGAAGAACAGAAGUAUGUGGCAUUUGCUCAAGAAGUGACACAGGAUAUAGUUAACAGAGGAGUUUGCAGUGAUAGGGUUUUACAUAGAAUAUUUGAAAACCACAUUGAAAGAAAAAAAGGAGAGCUUGAGGAGAGAAGACUGCGUGCCAUAAUAACAGAUAUUCGCAUGGACCUUGGGGUACAGUUUGUCUCAGCAGAAAAGAGCUUAAAAGAAGAUCAAGAUCUAUGCUUUGCUGAGGCAAUAAAAAAUGGAGAUAAAAAGAAAAUGAAUGGCAACACCACAGAAACAGGAUCUUUAGAAAUGACUCAAAAUACAUUAACAUUUGGGGAAACUACUGACGUAUUUAGUACCAUAGGCUCGAAGGUAAGAAAUGACAGUGGGGAUGAUUUGUCUGUAACGCAAGUCCUGAAACAGUAUCAGAUGGACCUCACUGUUCAAGAUGCUGAAUCAGAGGAACAUGCUCUUAAGGAUCAUGGGGACUACUUUGGUUCUAAAGAAGUCGCAGAGGAUGGUCAGCAUGAUGCUGAAUUGGGCAUGAAUGGAGAUUCUACGCAAUAUCCCAAGAUUAAUGAAGAUGACAGAGGUGAACAACAUGCAAAGUCCUCACCACUAGUUAAACCAAGGAAGUUGUUGAGACAAAAUGCAAGUGCUGCCAAGCAGCCUGAAGUAGAGAGUGAUGCUGAUGCAGCAUCAGAGUUGUCAUGCAUUCCAGCACACAAAUACAAUGACAGUCGUCAAACAUCAGCUCACGGGACAGACACCGAAGAGACUAGAGAGGAGGAGGCUGACGAAGAAUAUGAGGAGGACUAUGAUGCUGAUGAAGAUGAUGGACGUGAAGGAGAUUUAGAGAGAAAUUCAGAUGAUGAUUUUUGAGGGUGUUCCCCCUGUUCUUUAAUACUUCAGGUGGUGCAAAUUGUAUAUUUUUCCCCAAUCAGAAAUCAAUCUUUUGAUGAUGCAAGCCUUCAGGGUAGUAAAAGGACCUUUGACUAAUGAACGGACAGUACUGUAGCUAAUAGGGUAAAUAGGGUGACAGGAUUUUCUGUCAAGAAACUAUACCGUUGUUAUUUUUUGCUUGAGACUUAGUUUAAAUCGGCUGAUUGUUCAAAGAAAACUAAUAUGUACUAUUUCAAAUUAAUAUUUACUCUGUAUUUAUGUGGUCCGAUUUUCUUGGUAACCAUCAUUUUGUGUAUUAACUGCAUAAUGCAGUUUUCUAGAGUCCUAAAACCAAACUUAGCUGCGUUUGAAAUGUUCUAAAGGUCUCGUGUAUAAUUAUUGAGGAUUACCAAACUAUACUAUGUUGUAAAUAUUAGUAAGCUAUGCUAUGUCAUAAAAAGAUGAACAUUUUGUUUAUUUUACUUUAUUAACAUUUUGUCCUUUACUGUGUAACUUUCAUGAACUUGCUAUUUGCACAUAUUUAUUCUUUUUGAAAUAUAUAUACACUGGAACAAUUUGCACAAAGAAGCAAGAAUUUUAUAGAGCUAUUGUUAUACUCUUUUUUUUUUCCACCUACAUAAAAUGUAACCUGAACUUUGCUAUAUAAAACACUGAUGGAUUAUUACAAUUUUAGAUGUCUUUACAUCAGUCUUGUGUACUGAAAUGCCAGUUUUAGAAGAGGUGAGAAUUUGCUAACCCAUGGCUGGGCUUCAAGUAGUUUUUCUAGAAGAAGCCAUGCUAGAAAAUUAACUGCUGGAUAAGUUGAGUAAAUUCUCAAUAAAGUUACCUUGAAAUAUAUUUCUGCACGAUUUCAAGAUUGACAUUAUUUCAUCUGAGAAAUGUCAUGCUUCACUUGUCUGUCUUUAUGAUCUUUACAAUAAUAAAAAAACAGAUGUUUAUGAAAUUACUGUGAAUGAUAUACAGCACAUCCCAGGGAAUGUCAGAGUAUUGUCAAGAUGGUGAGUUGUCAAUAGGUAGUCUGGUCAGAUGGUGAUGUUUAUGGUGUUGACAAUAAUGAUGAUAAAAUUCUAAAUUUUGUAGCCGAUUCAUACAUGACUAUUGUUUUUCCCUGUAAAGUCUGCAUACAAACCCUAAUGACUCCUGGAAUGCAGAAAAAGUUGGCAGAUACAAUACCCAUUUUGCAAUUACUGAAACAAUGUUUGCCCCUUAUUUAAGGAAAUUGUUUUUUGUAAAAUUAAGUAACUUAAUUUCAUAAAUUAAUUUUUUGUAAAUUUAUUAAAUCAAGACUACUAGACCAGUAACAGUUUUCUUGUUUACAGACUGUUGAAAUAACAAAGUGUUGGAGGAAGAGAAAGUGCACGCAUACAUUUAGAGAGAAAGAGACGUAGACUUUUUUAAUUUUAGAGCUUGUGCAUUAAUAUGAUAUGAUUUUGUUUUAAACAAGCAUGUAACACUCAAGCUGGACACUAUGUACACAUUGAUGCAAUAAUUUACAGAAGUUGAUCUCAGCCAGAUGUUUUUGUCUGGCCCCUGUUUCAUUGGCUGUAAUUUUCACUGAGAAUGUCCUGUCUUUGCCAAAACAUUUAUUGAUUCCAAAAAUAUACUAUCCAUUUUUUUUUUAUAGAAUGUAUUGGUUAUAUAAUACUGAUAAUGUAUCAUUAAAAUACAUUGGAUGAAGGAAGCACCCUAAGUUCUAUACUGAAAACUCUAAUGACGCCUAAAAUGUAAUACUACAGUCUUCUGGCAGCUGUACGAUUUUUAGAGCCAAGCCCAACAAACCACAUCCGUCCACAUGAUUCACAUAAUUCAGUGUAACUGUCUGCGUGCAUUGUUGACAAUGGUUUUUCCUGCAUCAUAGCCCAUGUCAUUUUAUUCCUACGAAAUGUUUCAUUGCUAAAUAUUUAAAUGUGUUUUGCAUUUAUAACAGUACUGCUAUCAAUUGUGGGUCCAAAAAAUGUCAGUUUAUUUUGUCUAAAGCUAAAGUGUUUUCUACCAUGCUGAGCUGAUAAGAGUUGAGAGUUGCUUAGUGAUGAUUGUGGUGUCAUUAGACAAAGAUGAAAUUGUUUAAUCUUUCAUAGCUGUGUACUUUAAAAACUGCACUUUUUAGUGAAAUGGUAUUGUAUCAUCAAUACAAGACAAAAUGGGUUACUAGUGCUAGCUUUGGGAACGUUAAAGCAGUGCAUGAGCUUAUUAUAUUAUCCCAUGUUAAUAGAUUGCCCAUCAGAAAGACUUCAGAAAUUACUAGAGGAAUGAAAUGAGAAUUCUUAAUGAUUAUCAGUCAUAAUUUUACUAUUAUUGUCUUUUCUGUCAGAACCUUACAUUUGCAACAAAACUAAAUAUACAUUAAGAUAGGCCAAACUGACUUUUUUGUGUAUGUGUGUGAUUGCCGCAUGUGAAAGAGAGAGAUAAAGAGAAGGUUAGGGUUAGAAAUGAAAUAAAUAUAUAAAUACUGCAAA